CGUUCGCCAUCGCCGUUGCGUUCGGAACAUUCGGCUUCGUAGUUCGUGUCAUUCGUGUGUUCCUCAAAGUUCGAGUAGCUCUGGGUCCGUCCGUCAGUUCUGCACCGUGCUUCAUUCAAUGACGUUACUUGACAUUCGUAAUUAUUUUAAGUUAAAAUAAACGUCCAUUUUAAUAAAUUGUGAGAAAAUGGAUCGCUUGCGAGUGCGAGUGAACUUUAAAUAUAUAACUAGUGUGUUCCUUUUGGUGUUUGCUGUCAGCCAAUCUUCGUACGCAUGGAACAUAGAAUACGCGCUAGACAGUGGCAGUUCGAGCCCCUUUCGCUAUGACGUGGUGACUCUGCCACGGACCCGUCAGCGGCGAGCCGCGACCCCACCACCUCCCGUGACAAUACCAACCCCACCAGCCUCCGUGCCCUUCGACCCGGCGCCUUCUCCGAGACCAGCAAAUGUGUCCACGAACGCCACACCUGGCUCCAACAAGCCUGCCAAUGUUACUGAUGCAGCUGCGGCCACGGUGAUGUCCGUAACGCAAAUCCCGCUGCUGGGAGUCAACGGCUCCGGGAUUCUUCACGUGAACCUCACGGGACAUAUUCCCGGGAACCUGACGGACUCACUGCCUAAAGUCAGUGACCCCAUCGUGCCUGAUGACAAUUUCACCGACAUCUUCAAAGAAACGCCUGAGAGGAUCAAAUCGGAGGAGAACCUUGCUAAUUUGACCUACGAUCACCACAACUUCUACAACAGUUCGUUCAUCGGCAACCAAGAUUACUUCAGGGAGUACUGGGCUAACAUCACCAUCAACAAGGCCGAAGUACAUCAGGUGCUCAGCAACUCGCAUAGAAGGGCCACGUCAAUCCAGCUAAGCUUCGACUUCCCAUUCUACGGGCACAACAUUCGUAACGUGACCGUGGCCACUGGCGGCUUCAUCUACACCGGCGAGCAUGUUCACAACUGGCUGGCAGCGACACAAUACAUCGCGCCACUCAUGGGCAACUUUGACACCACUCUCACUAAUGACAGCAAGAUCAAACUUUAUGAUGAUGGUGAAAAGUUCUCCGCCUUCUGGGAGAACGUGACCCUUCAAGAGAACACGACGAAGAAGUUCACUUUCGCAGUCACCCUGUAUAAGAACGGCGACAUCAUAUUCGCGUACAAAGACAUACCCAUCGAUGUGCAGGAGAUCAACGACACUGAACACCCUGUGAAAGUCGGCAUCAGUGACGCUUACCUUACUGAUAAAAUUGUUUUCUACGUUCGCCGCAAGACGAUCUAUGAGUAUCACCGCGUGUCUUUCAAGGACCAUUUGAUCACGAACAACACCAUUCUGAAGAUGACUGCCUUACCCACCUGCUUACAGUACGAUAGCUGCGAUUCCUGCCUCAACCAUGAUACUGGGUUCAAUUGCACGUGGUGUCCGCAGAUACAGAAAUGUUCCAGUGGGACAGAUAGAAACAAGCAAGAUUGGUUGUUAAGAAAAUGCGAGAAAACAACGAUAGUGAAUGCGACGAUGUGUCCCGCGCGAGAGGACGACAGCAGCGGAGUGCCGGCGACUGGCAACACCGCUUAUACCACCGACCAGCAGGCCAAGCACGAUACUGUUGUUAACACACAGCCUGAUGCACCAAAACCGGUGAGCGACCAGUCAUCCCAGGCGGCUCCCAUGCCCCACGAAGCUCGGUCCCCGCUCGGCGGCGCCGUGGCAGCGUUCAUCGCUAUCACGCUGAUAUGCGCGGCCGCCUCGUGGAUAUUCUACGCCUUCAAGAACCCUCACACGCGUAGCGGACAGAUACUUAUUAAGUACCGACCUUCCCAGUGGAACUGGCGGCGUGGCGAGGCUCGCUACACGGCCGCCACCAUACACAUGUAAACAGCACGUGACGCAACGCAUCCAGCUAACCAACGCUAACUAUAACACGUAUUUAUUGGACCCGACUUAUUGCUCACCAAAGGUGUAGUCAUGUUCUACAGUUGCUCGUAUGUCUCACUCUUACUGCUCACCACACAACGGUGUAGUCAUGUUCUAUAGUUACUGGUCUGUCUUUGUGGUGUUAAAACCCACGAAAUACGAAUGAUAUAGGCUUAGGCUUUAACUAUAUUUGAUGGUCUAAAAAGCACGUUAUUUGACAAAAUUUUGAAAAAAUAUCGCUUCUUUUCAUUUGUCUUUUUUUUUUAAUCUUACAGUCGCAGCUAUGCCUUGAUAAUACUUCAUUAGUUUCUUAUUUGUUUACAUAUUCAAUUAUUUAAAAUCAUGGCAUUAUUGACAGAAAACCAGAAUAGAACCAGAAACAGAACGUGCUUAAUAUAGUUUUAACCUAAAUAAAGGGUACUAUAAUCAAAAUCAGUGACUUAAAAUCCUUAACGUAUCAUAAGAAGACAAAUAGAAGAAUAAGCCUUUUUAUCAGAAAAACUAGAUGUGAAUUUGCAAAAUACUACAUUAGUAUUGAAAAAAAUAUGUCUGACCAAUGGUCGAUUUUACAAAUGUCUGUCACGGUAGAUUAUAAUAUAAUAUUUGGACAUAGUUGUUUUUUGUAUUUGUACACGAUUUUCUAUACACUAGUAGCUACACAGGGUCAAAAACAUUUUUGGUAGUUCUAACAUGUCAUAAUAUAACUUUUGAGGAAUAAAAUUGAUAUUAGUACCCUCACACUUUUAUGUCUGACACGUAAGUAGCUUACAUGGCUUGCAAUAAAUAUGCAGAUUAGAACUUUUUACAACUUACAGAAGUACCUUAAAAGUGUAGAGGGUUACACACAGUUCUAAGGAGAAAUUUUCUAAAUCAUGCACUUUUUGAUCGAAGUAUAUUGCAAAAUGACUGUCUUGUGUCUUUAACAUUCUGAUAUUUUUGCCUAGAAUUAUUUGGAUUUACUAAAACUAAAUCCAAAUAAUUCUAGGCAUUUCCUUUAACAUCGACAUAUAAAAAUAGUAUAUAAAAACUAUAUAAUUGUUCUAUAGUGUCACGGUUAAUAGUCAGAAUUGUAAAAUAAAUCAAUAAAUGCAAGAAAAAUCGUAAUAUUUAUGAUAUUUUUGAAUUAAAAUAUUGUAUUAAAAAGAAUAAAUCAAUUGAUAUAUAUCAAAUUAAGUAGCACUUGUACCUACCACACACCACAUUUAUGAUAUGAUAUUAUACACAUUUAUGAUAUGAUAUACACAUUUAUACAAACUAUACUAGAUCUGUAUGAUAAAAUUAACUUCAAAUCGAAUAUUAUAUUGCUAUGAAUUUUUCUCAAAAUUAUAUUAUUUUCUAUUUAAAUUGUAUUUGUCACAAAAUAUUUUAUAUAACGAAUAUGAACAUUGUAAAAUGGAUGUUUAGAAUUUGUAAGACCUUUAUUUACGUGUUUUAGUUAGCACAUUAAGCAGCUAACAUUUCAACUCAAAAAUAACUUAUAGAACAAACCAUUUUGUCCUAUGUAUUUUGUACAAUAUUUUUAAGUGAACUAUUUCACGAAUAUGGGAAAAUACAUUGCGAUCAAUGGAAUAUAAUUUGUACAUAUAUUGCUCUUAAAUCAUGGUUGAUAUUAUAUUAUGCUAUCUUUAAAUCGUGCUGAACAUAAAAAGUAUUUUGUUCUAUAAGUUAGUUCACUCAUCAUAUAUAAAAAGUUGGUUUAUAUGAAUCUAUGUGCCUUUAAAGAGUUCCGUAGGUAUCGAAGGAUCCGUCCUGAGUUUUAUGAAUUUUUUUAGUGUUUGUGAAUACCCGCCGCGAAUUACAGAAAUGUUCCCACGUUUUGUAACAAAACAAAAUUUGGUAGCAAUCUCGAAGUUUCUAUAAUUUGUGGCUUAUAUCAUUACUUUAGUACGUAUUAGCCUAACGCGCUCACAAUCGCAAAUAAUUGUCAAUUCUUAGAAGUUUGUAUUUCAUUUGGAAUUUACCUAGACUACGAUUUUAAGUCGCACCUCCACUCCAUAUGCUCGUGUUCUCAAAUCAAUAUCAUAAAAACAAAAUGGUUAAAGUUUUCGAAGAUAGACAUAAAAUUAUAUUGCCAACGGCUUCUAUGUCUAUGUUCUAUUACUAAUAAUACAAAAUCUCUCGUACAUCCGUCUAUGGAUUUCGGACAUUCUAACAUAUCAAAUAACUUAUUUAUAUAGUAUUGCAACACGAGCCGAGGAAUUUCAGGCGACACUGAAUAAAUGUACAAAACUUAAGAAUCUCUUACCCAACUGUCAGUAUAUUUUCUUAGAAAUAUAGAUUUGUUUUCUAACGAUUUCAAUAGUACUUGUUUCUAUUUGUUAAAUGUUCAAUUAAGUAAAUCGGAAAAUUGGUAUCAUAAAGUGAUUGUUAUAGUGAUUUUGUUUUAUCGUUAAUCUCGAAUAGUAAAUAGAAAAGCAAGUAUGUACUAUACAUCUCAUUACUUUGUAUUAUACAUAGUUGUGCAUGCUCAGUCUGUCCAAAUGCAAAAAUGAAUGAUGUUUACACAAUAUAUUUUUCUUACAAUUUACGUGAAAUCGUCCUUGAUGAACAAACAGUAGAACACACUGAAAUCGUGUUAUUGGCGAAUUACUUAAUUUUAUAUUUUUUGUUAAUUUGGCUUAUAAGUUUAUUUUUAUAUAAAAACUCUUAAGAUUAGUUUAUUAAAUUUUAUUUCAUACUAAAUUGAAGUGUUCUAUUAAAUUUUGAGAUUUUGGAAAGUUAUACAAAAGUAUUGUAAAAUAUACCUAUAUUCACUUCAUUAGUGCCGGGUGAAGGGUAAAUCGUAUAAAUAUCAUUUUUAUGAAAUAAACAAACACCACGCGUAAGGUUAAAUUUUGUAGUUUUACACGUUUAUAUUAUACAAAUUGAAACAUUUAUUGCCAUGAAAUGGUCUUAGUGUAAGGCAACGCGGUCUUAAUUUAUAAAGUAAAAUUCCUUACGGAACUCGUUGCGUACCAAGUGCAAUGCGACAUGAAAUUAAACCCGUACGUCGUUUGGUGUUAUUAGUUUUAGAAAAUAGUGAUAUUAUUAUGUAAAAUAUAUUAACCUAUGCUAAUCUACUUUGGGAUGUUUUUUUAAAUUAUUUUUUUACUCAUAACAAUCGUAAAAUCUGUACACCAAAGAAGUAGAUCGCGUUUGAUUAGUCUGUGAAGUGUCGCUCAAUCAUCAAUCGAUUAGAACGUUAAUGUAACAUGGAAUUAUUGUAAAUUAUAAUUUUAAGGUACCAUUCCGACGUUUUCUUUUGCAUUAAGGGACCAUUAUAAAAGUCUACAAUAAAUCCUGCCGUUGGAAGAA
This is a messenger RNA of Helicoverpa zea (corn earworm), 5200 nucleotides long. Its product is annotated as plexin domain-containing protein 2. Bases 188 to 1867 code for a protein of 559 amino acids. Lineage: Eukaryota; Metazoa; Arthropoda; Insecta; Lepidoptera; Noctuidae. The record is from RefSeq and is a predicted model, not a curated record. The transcript has 12 exons.